AUGUCUGGUUGUUUUGUGCACUGCGAACAUACGCUGGCCCCGCACCAAGAGUACGUUCCCGGUCUGUUAAAGCAACUGACUGUCGGAUAUUUAGACCUCAUCGCAAGAUGUAAACACACACAAACCGAAGUCCUCACCCCAAAUUCAGACCCCCAAAAAAAUUAUGGUCUCGAUAAUUCAGAGAACGACCUUAUCAUUCACGUCAACGACAUUUUGGGUACUGCAACAUCCCUCGAAGGAAUACAAUUUUCGUUAGACCAAAAGUCUAUAACGCGUUACAAAGUCGUUCAACUUCUUGGUCGCGGCACUUUUGGGCAAGUCCUCAAAUGUAUUGAUUUAAAAGAUGGAAAAUAUGUGGCAAUAAAAGUUCUCAAGAACAGACCAGCCUACUUCAAACAGAGUCUUAUUGAACUUACUGUCCUUCACUUUCUUAACAAAUUCUACGACAAUUCUCCACAUAGCAGAGUACUCAAAAUGCAUGACUAUUUUAUGUAUUAUAACCACAUUUGCAUCGUCACAGAAAUGCUUGGCAUCGAUUUGUAUGAAUUGACACGGAGAAACCAUAACCAUGGCUUUAGUAUCCAAACCAUUCGAAAAUUUAUUCAACAAAUAUUGCGCGCUUUGUUGGUCCUUGCAAAGGGGAAUAUAGUUCAUUGCGACAUCAAGCCCGAAAACGUGUUAUUAGUGGGUCAGACCUCAAAAGUAAAACUCAUCGACUUUGGGAGUGCCUGUUUCGAAAACUACACAUUAUACAGUUACAUUCAAUCAAGACAUUACAGAGCACCAGAAGUUGUGUUGGGACUUCCGUAUUCUUGUGCAAUUGAUAUGUGGAGUAUCGGGUGUAUGACGGCUGAAUUAUUUUUAGGUUAUCCACUGUUUGGAGCGACAAGUGAAUAUAACUUGUUGUAUAAAAUGCAAGAAGCGCUUGGUGAGAUUCCUACCGAGAUGUUAGAGCGUGGAACAAAGACGUCAAAGUAUUUUUAUAACGAAGAGGGCGUCUUUUUAUUUAAAGAACAAUUUGAAUUUGAGUAUGAAAACAAUGUAAAAAUACCACAGAACAGAGACUAUUUCAAAUACACCUCUCUCAAGGAUUUGAUCCUUUUGAACCAAGUAAAAAUUUCAACAAACGACGCUCGCUCGUCUGAUGAAGUAAGGCAGUGUUUGCUGGACUUUAUUCAGCGCUGCUUGUCAUAUAACCCAUCAGAAAGACUAACGCCAGACCAAGCAUUGACACACCCGUUCAUUACCAAUUUGCCAUUUGAAAAUUACACCCCAGCUACUCGACUCUAUCCAUUUAAAGAGUAUGGGAAAACAAUGACACUCGACCAAAAAGACUUUGUUCAGGUCAUGCUUGAAAAAAUGCCGGAGUUGCGGUACAUCCACGGCGCGUUCAACACACAACAAUAUUUCACUAUUUUCAAAACUGCUCUGAAUAAUGGACAUGUCAUUAAUAUAUUGGCCGACUCACCGCUGCGUGGGACGAUCACUCCACCAUCACUUCGUCUUUAUUUCGAUCGCUUUGUGUCAUCAGAGAUGACUGAUUCAACUAAUAAAAAAUUGGACCCGUUACCCCGUGUCGUACCCGUUAAAGUCCAAAUAGAACGAAAAGAGCGGUCAAAGCAGUUUAGUUUCCAUCUGUCUGGUGAUUUGGUGAGUUCGUUGCCAUCUUCUCCGCGGUCGGACUCGGAGAUUAAGACUGAGAAAAUGAUCAAAAAGGUUGAGAAAGAACGCGCCAAGCAGUUAAUAAAAGAGCGGAAACGCGAAGAAAAAGAGCAAAAGAAAGAAGACAAAAAGAAGAGUCUACCUUCCAGUAAGCCAGAGAGUCGGGACCAGAGUCAAGAGCGUCCCGACAAAAAAUUGUCAUUCAGCUUUUUCAGGCGAAAAAAAGAGACUCCCAAGUUGACAGAGGACAGUGUUGUUCUUGCAACCCCCCAACGAGCAGAGUCAGUGGACAAUACCAACAAAAAGAAGGUCACUUUUUCUUUAUUCAAAAAAAAGUCAAAAGGAUCGCCUCACACUUCAAAUUCUCAUGAAGAAAUUUUGUAA
Molecule: messenger RNA, 2046 nt
Organism: Entamoeba invadens IP1
Lineage: Eukaryota; Evosea; Mastigamoebida; Endamoebidae
Product: serine/threonine protein kinase ppk15, putative
Exons: 2
Coding region: 1-2046 (681 amino acids)
Biological process (GO): peptidyl-threonine phosphorylation; peptidyl-serine phosphorylation
Cellular component (GO): cytoplasm
Molecular function (GO): protein tyrosine kinase activity; protein serine/threonine kinase activity; ATP binding
Source: RefSeq, a predicted model, not a curated record